AUGGGUUCUUCUCAAGUUUCUGCAGAGGCUACGGGCCCUGCUGAUGGCCUCCAGCCUUCUCACACCUAUGUGCCAAACCAAGGAUACCUGCAACCCGAGGGCGCAGAUUCAGCCGUGGCGGGGCAGGAACCCACCGAUCUGGAGGAGGGCGAAGAGGAGGACGAGGAGUACUAUGACGAUAUCUUCGAGGAAGAACAAUUGGACCAAGAGGACUUCCAGUCCUCCGAUCCUGCCGAUCUCACAAAGGCCUACAACCGCCAGCGAAAGUUGAACGAUCUCGCCGCCGACCCUAACGUACCGAGAUGGACCUAUCCCAAGAUGAAUACUCAGAAGCCCACAGUCAACACAUACGCCUCCGUCGACGACCAAGUCAAGUCUCUUACUCGACACGCUGCCAAGAUCAAGCUCGACGAUCAACAGUCCGGUCUCUCCGGCGGUGGUGGACGUGGUGGAGAUCGUGCGGACCGCGCUACAUCGGAACAGGUGCUGGACCCUCGUACACGAAUGAUUCUGUUGCAAAUGAUCAAUCGCGGGCUGGUGUCAGAGAUCCACGGGUGUUUGUCGACUGGUAAAGAGGCAAAUGUAUACCACGCCAUGUCGUUCCCCGACGAAGACCCAGAGGCUGCCCCGCAGCACCGUGCGAUCAAGGUCUACAAGACCAGCAUUUUGGUCUUCAAGGAUCGCGACAAGUACGUGACUGGUGAAUUCCGUUUCCGUCAAGGGUAUAACAAGAGCAACAACCGUGCAAUGGUCAAGUUGUGGGCUGAGAAGGAAAUGCGCAACCUGCGGAGAAUCUACGCCGCUGGCAUUCCUUGCCCCGAGCCCAUCUACCUCCGUCUACACGUUCUUGCCAUGGGUUUCCUCGGUAGUUCGAAGGGUCUCCCCGCUCCUCGUCUCAAGGAUGUUGAGUUUGAUAUUACCGAGCCCGAGAAUCGGUGGCGCUCUCUGUACAUGGAGUUGCUGGGUUGCAUGCGCGUUAUGUACCAGAUCUGUCGUCUGGUCCACGCUGAUCUGAGCGAGUACAACAUUCUUUACCACAAGAAACGCCUGUACAUCAUUGAUGUCAGUCAAAGUGUUGAACAUGAUCACCCUCGCAGUUUUGAGUUCCUUCGCAUGGAUAUCAAGAACGUGAGCGAUUUCUUCCGUCGCAAGGGUGUUGACACCUUGCCUGAACGGACAAUCUUCCAAUUCAUUCUUUCACCUGAAGGCCCUACGGACAUCACUCAGGGCAAUGAGGAGAUGUUUGAAGCGAUUGAGAAACUCUUCGCCGCUCGUGCAGAGGGUGGUGACCAGGAAGCUGAGGAGCUCGAUACGGCUGUGUUCCGACAGCAGUACAUCCCCCAGACCCUCGAGCAGGUGUACGAUGUGGAGCGUGAUGCCGAGAAGAUUCGGGAUGGUUCAGGUGCCGACCUGAUCUACGGAGAUCUGCUGGCAACCGGCAAGGCCAAGCCUGCUGAACCCGAGGUCGAUGAAGAAUCCGACGCUAGUGGUGGAGUUUCCGUCUCAGGCUCCGACUCCGAGAGUGAGGAAGAGGGCGCAGAGCGCGAUCCGUUCGCGAAGAAGCCUCCUCGUGGCAAGCGUUUCGAGGACAAAGAUUCAAAGCGCGAGCACAAGGCCAAGGUGAAGGAAGAGAAGCGUGAGCAGCGUGCCAACAAGAUGCCGAAACACCUCAAGAAACGCCUGGUCUCCACUUCCUCCAAGAAGAAGAACUAG
Molecule: messenger RNA, 1713 nt
Organism: Penicillium daleae
Lineage: Eukaryota; Fungi; Ascomycota; Eurotiomycetes; Eurotiales; Aspergillaceae
Product: serine/threonine-protein kinase RIO1
Exons: 1
Coding region: 1-1713 (570 amino acids)
Biological process (GO): maturation of SSU-rRNA
Cellular component (GO): cytosol; preribosome, small subunit precursor
Molecular function (GO): protein serine/threonine kinase activity; ATP binding
Source: RefSeq, a predicted model, not a curated record